AUGAAAGCCCUCUCAUUUAUCGUGACUGCGGUCCUUCUGGGCCUCAGUGGUGCAUCUUCGAACUCCAGCCAGGGGCUGUUGAAGUCAGAUGGUGUGGCCCUGGGAGACUGGGACUCCGCUUACCAGAAGGCCUCUUCCUUCGUCGCAGGCCUGACCACUGAUCAAAAGCUGGCUUUGAUCACGGGCAGCAGCGUCAAUUCCACUAAUAGCAGCUUUAGUGCCCUUACUUUCCUUGAUGGUGACAUGGGUCUACAGGACUUCUUCUAUGUCUCCGCUUUCAGCUUGUCUUCAGCGGUUGCCAUGACCUGGGACCGCGACGCCAUCUACGCACAGGGCAAAGCAGUCGGCUCUGAGUUUUACAAAAAGGGAAUCCAAGUGGUCGCUGGCCCUACUUCUCAGCCAUUGGGACGAUCGCCCUGGGGUGGCCGUAACGUUGAGGGCUUUGGUCCCGACCCUUAUCUCAAUGGAUUAGCUACUGGGUUAACAACAAGGGCCUACGUCGACGCUGGUGUUAUCCCUGGUGCUAAGCACUUCCUCCUGUAUGAACAAGAAACCAACCGGACCAGUACUGGCGGCGGCGGCGGCGGUAUGCCCUCCAGUGGUGGAAUGGGACCUGGAUCGUCGAACACUUCAUCCUUGGGUGCCCGGCCUACAGGAUCAAUGAACCGUCGUGCUGCCAGUUCUGGCUCCGAGUCGGACAGUGGCUCGGCACCUUACUCCUCCAAUGCCGACGAUAAGACCCUGCAUGAGACUUAUCUUUGGCCUUUCUAUGACUCCGUCAAGCAUGGCUUGGGUGCUGUGAUGUGUGCAAUGACUAAAGUCAAUGGCACUAUGAGUUGCGAGAACUCUGAUUUAUUGAUGAAGCAUCUGAAGACUGAGCUUGGCUUUCCGGGUUUGGUAUGGCCCGAUAUGUUUGCCCAGAACAGUGCUUUGGAGUCUGCCGUCGGCGGCGAGGACUACGGUUCCAGUAGCAUUUGGAGCACCUCCACCAUGGAAAAGCUGCUAUCCAAUGGCUCCCUCAGUGAGGCCCGCUUGGAUGACAUGGCUAUCCGCAAUCUGAUGGGCUACUACUAUGUAAACCUGGACAAUGGGCUCCAACCGGAGGAGCAAAGCGAAGAUGCGUACGUGUACGUGAGAGGCAACCACUCUAAGCUGAUUCGGGAGAACGGGGCGAAGUCGAUGGCCCUGUUGAAGAACAAGAAUGCUCUGCCAUUGAAGAAUCCUCGUGUGAUGGGUGUGUUUGGUGCUCACGCUGGCCCUGUCAUGGGAGGGCCAAACAUGGCCCUGGAUGUCGAGGGUUCCGGACCGACAUACCAAGGUCAUUUGGCCACUGGCACUGGGUCUGGCCAGGCCUCCUAUCCUUACCUAGUGACACCUUAUGUUUCACUGACUAACAAGGCCAUUGAGGAUGGUACCAUGAUACGGUGGGUGCUUAAUGAUACGUAUUCCUCUUCGAGCACUUCCGGCUUGAUCUCAGAGGGAACUGACAGCACCGCUGUGGACCCCUCGUUUACCAACUAUGCCACGAACUCUGAUGUCUGCCUCGUCUUUCUGAAUGCUCUGUCUGGAGAAGGCGCUGAUCGCACCGAGCUGUACAAUGAUGACCAAGAUACCAUGGUCAACACCGUCGCCGAUAACUGCAACAACACAAUCGUCAUCAUCAACACUGUCGGCCCGCGCCUGAUGGACCAUUGGAUCGAACAUGACAACGUUACUGCUGUCCUCUACGGAUCCCUCUUAGGCCAGGAGUCUGGUAACUCCAUUGUCGACGUUCUCUAUGGAGACGUGAACCCUUCUGGCCGCCUCAUUCACACGAUCGCCAAAAACGAAAGUGACUACAACGUCAAAAUCUGCUACACGGCGCAGUGUGACUUCACCGAAGGUGUCUAUCUCGACUACCGUUACUUCGACGCCCACAACAUCACCCCUAGAUACCCCUUCGGUCACGGUCUCUCCUACACUACCUUCUCCUACUCCGACUUGAACAUCGAGAAGCCUGCCACACUUUCCAAGUACCCCACUGGUGAGAAAGCUGUCGGAGGUAACAGCGACCUCUGGGAUAUUGUGGGAAGCGUCUCCGUGAAGGUCGCCAACACCGGCUCGCUCGACGGCGCCGAAGUCCCCCAGCUCUACCUCGGGUUCCCCACUGCUGCGCAGCAACCCGUUCGCCAACUCCGUGGCUUUGAACGCGUCGAGAUCGCUUCCGGCAAGCAAAGCCAGGUUACCUUCAAGCUGCGCCGCCGUGAUAUCUCCUACUGGGAUGUCCCGGCCCAGCAGUGGCUCGUUGCUUCGGGUGACUACAAGGUCCACGUGGGUGCAAGCUCUCGGGAUCUGAAGCUGAAUGGCACUUUUACUGUCCAGACUUCCUCUUAGAUGUAAACUAGACAUAGC
Aspergillus welwitschiae is the source of this 2391-nucleotide messenger RNA. RefSeq names its product glycoside hydrolase superfamily. Gene Ontology annotation, biological process: glucan catabolic process. Lineage: Eukaryota; Fungi; Ascomycota; Eurotiomycetes; Eurotiales; Aspergillaceae. Gene Ontology annotation, molecular function: beta-glucosidase activity. The record is from RefSeq and is a predicted model, not a curated record. Bases 1 to 2373 code for a protein of 790 amino acids. The transcript is spliced from 4 exons.